Molecule: messenger RNA, 1403 nt
Organism: Lotus japonicus
Lineage: Eukaryota; Viridiplantae; Streptophyta; Magnoliopsida; Fabales; Fabaceae
Product: cold-regulated protein 28
Exons: 5
Coding region: 125-988 (287 amino acids)
Biological process (GO): response to cold; regulation of circadian rhythm
Source: RefSeq, a predicted model, not a curated record
GUGGAGCUUUUUUCGCAUCCAGAAAGAAAAAUACACAACCGCAACCAACCCAAAGGGUUUGAAUUGAUUUCACCACCUCCUCCUCCGCCGCUGAAAUUUCCGAUCACUCUCUCGCACCACCGCCAUGGAAGAAGAUCUCCGUCUCCACCGUGACCUUCAGUCGCCUCCGGUUCUGUCCGAUCCUGAGUUGACUCGCUCCGGUUCCGCCUCCAGCUCCUCCGCCAUCACCGCUGACAAGGAGUUCUCGCGUAAUUGCACGGACUCUUCGUUUCCGGACGAGUCGGCUAGAUGGACAGAUCAGCAGCACAGUCUAUAUCUCAGUUCUUUAGAGGCCUCAUUCGUGAAUGAAUUGCAUCGUUCUAUAAAUUUACGUGGUUGGAGCUUUCAAAAUAACACAGAUGGAGCAUAUAAACAUAGAACUCUGCAAAAGUCAGUUAAUAUGCCUAAGCAGUCUCUGGCUCUCCAAGAUGGCUGCCAGAAGAAGACCAAACUUGAAAGAAUUGCACCUAUGUUAGAAAGUACAGCUGAUUCUCAUGUUCAUGCAGGAAGUCAAUUGGGACUUAUACCUAUAGAUAGAGCUUGCAGUUUGAAAGAGCAUCAUACCUAUGACCAUGACUUGCCUUGUGACGAGGAGAUUCAUGCUAAAGGGAGUUUACCAUUCACCAACAAGUCACCAAGAAGUAGUGCGAAGAAGCAAUGUCUUUUCCCCUCAUUCCAUGCAGAAUCAAGUUGCAGUUCUGCAGAGGUCACCGAUCAAAAUUUCAAGGAUGAAGUAGCCAGUUCAAGCACCAUGCCCAUGGCUAAAAGGUUGAAGACAGCUGCAGCAGAUGGUUCAAGUAGAGAUCAAGUUGUGCCGUUUGAAAAGUUUCACACAUCAGAUGUUUCAAAUGCAACCUCGGAAAAGAAAGAACAUGAAUUGCAAUCGGAGCUCCGAGCGAGCAUUCACAUCCCGAAGUCUGAUCUGCGUUACUUUCUAAAGGGUAGGUAAGUAUAUGCAACAUAGAAUUAAGGCCUCAGGUUUUAUGGUGGAUGCUGGUAUAACAUGGCGCAGUUUCAAGAAAAUUGUUGAGGGACUUGCGUGAAGGAAAAUCGUACAUGGAAUUUAGUGCUGGUUAGGUUAUCUAAAGUUGUUUAGUGUAAAAUAGUGAGGAAGAAUCUUUUGAUAGCAAUAUCCACAGUCAUAGUAAAAAAUAUGAUUGCAUUUGAUUUUUUGUGGGAUGAAUUUUUGGUUGAUUGACCGAAUGUUUAGGUAGGUAAGUGUUACAUUUCCUUACUAGGCUUCCUCAAGUUUUCUUACUCCAAUUGUGCUUCAAAGAGUGAGUAAAAUGCCAUUUUUUGUUAUUUUAGUUCCUGAUAGAAGAAAACUCAUCAAAAAAGUUUCUGAAUGUAUAAUUUGUUUGUCA